This is a messenger RNA of Dothidotthia symphoricarpi CBS 119687, 1629 nucleotides long. RefSeq names its product general substrate transporter. Gene Ontology annotation, cellular component: membrane. The record is from RefSeq and is a predicted model, not a curated record. NCBI's taxonomy places the organism in Eukaryota, Fungi, Ascomycota, Dothideomycetes, Pleosporales, Dothidotthiaceae. The transcript is spliced from 3 exons. Bases 1 to 1629 code for a protein of 542 amino acids. Gene Ontology annotation, biological process: transmembrane transport; carbohydrate transport. Gene Ontology annotation, molecular function: carbohydrate:proton symporter activity.
AUGGAGAAGGACGAUACCGCUGCACGAGUCCACACGACCACCUCGGACCAUGGUGACCAGAAGGGCGCCGUCGCCGAGGUGAGGGUCAUCGCUGGAUCUGAGGCGAUCGCCGAAGCCAAGCUCAAGGAACCUCCUACACGCUUCUCCUUGUAUGCCAUGAUUCUCUAUCUCUGCGCCUUCGUUGGGUUCUUUUGCUCCACUUGCAAUGGCUUCGACGGCUCUGUCUUCAACGCCCUCCUCCUCAACAAGGCCUUCAAGUCUUACUUCAAAGUUGAGAGCUCCGGCGCCUGGGCUGGCAUUGUUAGCUCCAUGUACCAGAUCGGCGGUGUCGUUGCUAUUCCCUUCAUUGGCCCAGCUUGCGAUACCUGGGGCCGUCGAUUCGGGAUGAUCAUUGGAGGAGCCAUUGGAUGCGCAGGCGUCAUUAUCCAGGCCACGACCAAGGCCGAUCGCGGCAACCCAAUCGGCCAAUUCAUGGGCGGUCGAUUCUUGCUAGGGUUUGCUGUGCCCAUUCUCACUACCGCUGGACCUCUCCAUGUCAUCGAGACUGCUCACCCUGCCCAUCGCGGUGUCAUCACAGGUCUCUACAACACCUUCUGGUUUGUGGGCUCCAUUCUCGCUGCUGGCGUCGCUCGCGGCUCCACAAAUCUCCCAGGCAACCAGAGCUGGAUCAUGCCAGUGUGGAUGCAGAUUCUCUUCCCUGGUCUUAUCACCGUUCUCGCUUAUUUCCUUCCCGAAUCCCCGCGCUGGCUUUACACCCGUGGAAGACACUCAGAUGCUAAGAAGAUCUUGACCAAGUUCCAUGGCGAAGGAAAUCCAGACAGUGCCUGGGUCUCAAUGCAACUUCGAGAGUAUGAGGAGUACCUAAACAUGGACGGUGGAGACAAGCGCUGGUGGGACUACAGUGCACUGUUCAAGACUCGUGGCGCUCGCUACCGUAUUGCUUGCAACGUCACCAUCUCCAUCUUUGGUCAGUGGGCUGGCAACGGUGCUAUCGACUACUUCAUCGGCGCGGUACUCGAGACGGUUGGCAUCACCGAUGAAAUCCAGGGAAUGAACAUCAAUCUCGGUAAAGCCUGUGCGCAACUUGCAUGCGCUGUUACUGGUGCCUUCUUUGUUGACAAGCUUGGUCGUCGACCUAUGCUCAUGGGCGCGUUUGGAAGUGCUGCUUUCAUGUGGGCCGUCGCUAUCGGUUGUGUGUCCGAAAACGCUAAAACCGGAAAUGCCGCGGCCGGCAAAGCCUUCAUCGCCUUCAUCUUUCUGUUCAACUGUGUCUUCGCCUUUGGUAUCACGCCACUUCAGGCUCUGUACCCCGUCGAAGUCCUCUCCUUCGAGAUCCGCGCCAAGGGUAUGGCUUUCUCCAAUUUGGCUAUCACAACCGCUAUGUUGGUCAACCAGUUCGCAUACCCAAUCGCUCUUGAGAGGAUCAAGUGGAAGCUGUACAUUGUUUUCGCCGUCUGGUGCCCGGUGCAAGCUUUAGUUGUCUGGGCGUUCAUUCCUGAGACCAAGAAACGCACGCUUGAGGAGCUUGAUGACAUCUUCAACGCGCCGAAUCCUCGCAACGCCUCGCUUGUCAAGAAGAAGAUUGCAGCCGACUCGGAGGGCAAUAUCCUCGAGGUGGAGAAAGUAUGA